AUGACUGAUAUGCCAACAAUACAAAGAGUAUCUCCAUCCUAUGUGACUAAAGCACUAGUAUCCAAACCAUAUGGUACAUAUGUUAUUCGAUAUCAAACAACAAAUGAUGAAAUUAUUUCAGCAAUACAAAUUAAUAAUUCAUCAACAGCAUCUACUCCUAAGAUUCGUUAUGUUGUACUAUCAGUACGUGUUGAUGAAACACUAUACAAAUGUCCAAUAAUGAAUUAUCGUUUACCACUUACGCAAGACAAUCAUGCUAAUUUAUUACAACAAUAUAAAUCUCAACAUAGUAAACGAGAUAAAUUAACAAAAUUAACCAAUGAAUUAAUUCUUAAAUCAGAAAAUCGAACAUGGCUUUUAGAUUCAAAAGAAUUUCAUGAUAUAGAUUUUAAAGAAAGUGGAUUCGGUGGUAAAAAUAAUAGUGGUACAUCGAAAGCUAUUUGGCAACGACGAAAAAUAGAUAAUAUCAAUAUAUUUAUUAAACGUAUUAGAAAACCUAAUGAUCAUUUCGAUAAUGAAUUACAUAUACUUAAAGAACUUAAUUUCUUUUCUACGAUUACACUCUAUGGUUAUUAUUCUGAUCCAACAUAUAAUUAUUUAGUAUUAUCAAAUGGUGGGAAAUCACUUAAAUCAAUUUGUCCAAUAAUAGGUAAAACAAUAAGAUCACGAAUGUCUCGUAUUGCGAAUAUUGGCUUUCAAAUAGCUAAUGCAAUGGUUUAUCUUGAUAAAAAAAAUAUUGUUCAUCGAGAUCUCACAGCAAGUAAUGUACUUAUUGAUUCCUAUGGAUUUAUUCGAAUUGCUGAUUUUGGUCAUGCAAUUCAGAGAAAAGAAGGAGAAAAUCAUCUCACAUCAACAUAUACAAAAGAUGGUCAAUGGAAAUUUCAAAGUCGUUUUCUUGCUCCUGAAUGUAUAUCAAAACGAUCACAAACUUCAUAUAAUCAAUAUUCAAAUCUUGAUUAUGCUAGUUUUUCAUCGAAAAGUGAUGUAUGGGCAUUUGGUCUAUUAUUAAUUCAACUUAUGCUCAAAGCACCUUCAAUACCAUAUCCUGAUUUAAAACACAAUGAUGAUGUACUACAUUAUAUUUUAGUCGAUCGUAAAAUGCAUCCAAAACCUGAUGAUUGUGAUUAUGAUUUGUAUUGUAUACUUCAAUUAUGUUGGGCGUAUGAACCUAUAUCUCGUAUUUCAUUUAAUGAACUACGAGAUAAAAUGAGAAAACUAGUGGUAAUUUUCAGCUGA
Molecule: messenger RNA, 1236 nt
Organism: Adineta steineri
Lineage: Eukaryota; Metazoa; Rotifera; Eurotatoria; Adinetida; Adinetidae
Source: the annotation of a GenBank genome assembly